This is a messenger RNA of Medicago truncatula (barrel medic), 4303 nucleotides long. Its product is annotated as ABC transporter C family member 10. Gene Ontology annotation, cellular component: membrane. The transcript is spliced from 11 exons. NCBI's taxonomy places the organism in Eukaryota, Viridiplantae, Streptophyta, Magnoliopsida, Fabales, Fabaceae. Gene Ontology annotation, biological process: transmembrane transport. Gene Ontology annotation, molecular function: ATP binding; ATP hydrolysis activity; ABC-type transporter activity. The record is from RefSeq and is a predicted model, not a curated record. Bases 220 to 4098 code for a protein of 1292 amino acids.
CCAUCAGGCCAACCCUAGUGGUUUAUCAUUUUUAAAGUAUUUAUGAUACUGAUGAACAGAAUAAUAAUUCUAUCCAUUUUUAUAAAAUAAUCAAAUGUGAGAUUCAUAAUGCAUUGGUUUUAGAAGAUAGUUUUCUCAAAAGCAAAUACAUGAUUACAUUUUUUUUCUUUCUUCAUUUUAUUACACAGAUUAUACGAUAAAGAUAACCUUAAAAAGAAGAUGGCCAAUUUUUGGAGCAUGAUUUGUGGGAACUAUGGUUCUUAUGAGAAUGACAAAGAAAUUGGUGAGAGCCUUUGUGCUCCUUUAAAUGGUCAGUUCAAUGAAGUUGAUUCUGUUAGCAAUGUAACUCCAUUUUCUAAAUCUGGAUUCAUUAGUAAGAUUUGGUUUUGGUGGUUGAAUCCAUUAAUGAAAAGGGGUCAAGAAAAGACGCUUCUCGAUGAGGAAAUCCCAGGUUUAAGAGAGUCCGAGCGAGCAGAAACUUGUUAUUUUUCAUUUGUAGAACAGUUAAACAAACAAAAUCAACAUGAACCAUCAUCACAUUCGUCCGUUUUAUGGACAAUAAUUGCGUGCCACCAAAGAGAGAUUUUGAUAACCGGAUUCUUUGCUUUGCUCAAGGUACUCACUCUAUCUUCUGGUCCUUUACUUCUGAAUGAGUUUAUAUUGGUUGCUGAAGGCAAUAAAAGUUUUGAAUAUGAAGGUUAUGUAUUGGCAAUAUCACUUUUCUUUAUAAAGAUCCUAGAAUCCUUAUCGCAACGACAAUGGUAUUUCCGUAGUAGGCUUAUAGGGAUGAAGGUCAGAUCACUACUUACUGCAGCCAUUCAUAAAAAAAUAUUAAGGCUAUCCAACUCUGCUAGAUUAGUUCACUCUAGUGGCGAGAUAAUGAAUUAUAUGACUGUGGAUGCUUAUAGAAUUGGAGAAUUUCCAUUUUGGUUUCACAAGACUUGGACAACAAUUCUUCAACUGUGUAUUGCAUUAGUGAUUCUUUUUCGUGCAAUCGGACUUGCAACCGUAGCUUCACUGGUAGUGAUAAUUCUCACCGUGCUUUGCAACACUCCGCUAGCAAAGCUACAACACAAGUUUCAGAGCAAACUAAUGGUGGCGCAAGAUGAGAGAUUAAAAGCGAGUUCUGAGGCUCUUGUGAAUAUGAAAGUGUUGAAGCUAUAUGCAUGGGAAACCCAUUUUAAAAAUUCCAUAUAUUACCUAAGAAAUGUGGAACUCAAGUUGUUAUCUGCAGUGCAAUUAAGAAGAACAUACCUUGUCUUUCUUUUUUGGAGCUCACCGAUGUUGGUGUCUUCGGCUUCUUUUCUGGUCUGUUACUUCUUGAAAGUUCCUUUGCAUGCAAGUAAUGUUUUCACUUUUGUGGCAACAUUACGCCUUGUUCAAGAUCCUAUUACAGGUAUUCCAGAUGUUAUUGCGGUGAUUAUUCAAGCAAAAGUUGCAUUUGCUAGGAUUGUUAAUUUUCUCCAAGCACAAGAACUGCAAAGUGAAAAUUUUAAGAACCGAUGCUUAAAUGAUAACCUUAAAGGCUCAGUCUUUAUCGAAUCGGCUGACUUUUCAUGGGAAAGUAAUGCAAUAAAGCCAACACUAAGAAGCAUAAAUUUGGACGUUAAACAUGGACAAAGGGUGGCUAUUUGUGGCGAAGUUGGCUCAGGAAAAUCAACCAUCUUAGCAACAAUUCUUGGAGAAAUUUCUAACACAAAAGGAGAUAUUGAAGUUCACGGGAAGUUUGCAUAUGUUUCUCAAACAUCAUGGAUACAAACAGGUACAAUACGGGAAAAUAUUUUAUUUGGAUCCGAAUUGGAUGAUCAAAGAUAUCAAGAAACACUUCGAAGGUCUUCAUUGGUAAAGGACCUCGAGUUGUUUCCCUAUGGUGACCUCACUGAAAUAGGUGAGAGAGGAGUUAAUUUAAGUGGAGGUCAAAAACAACGAAUUCAACUUGCUCGUGCUCUCUAUCAAAAUGCUGAUUUAUAUCUAUUGGAUGAUCCAUUUAGUGCUGUUGAUGCGCAUACUGCAAAAAAAUUGUUCAAUGAAUACAUCAUGGAAGGACUCAAAGGGAAAACUAUCUUACUUGUGACUCAUCAAGUCGACUUCCUCCCAGCAUUUGAUUACAUUUUGUUGAUGUCAGAUGGCGUAAUCCUACAAGCUGGUUCAUAUCACGAUCUACUGACCUCAAGUACAGAAUUCCAAGGCCUUGUCGGUGCUCACAAAAACACCGCUGGUUCUGACCAGCUUCUGAAUGCUAAUUUUUCACAGAGACAUUCAACUUCUAUAAAGAUUACACAAGCUUUAGUGGAGAAGCGAUUUGCAGCACCAAAUGGAAAACAAUUAAUCAAGCAAGAAGAAAGAGAAAGAGGAGACUUAGGAUUGAGGCCGUAUUUACAAUAUAUGAAUCAGAUGAAAGGCUAUAUAUACUUUGUUGUGGCGUCCCUUUGUCACCUUAUUUUUGUUGUCUGUCAAAUAUUUCAAAACUCAUGGUUGGCGGCUAAUGUUGACAAUCCCCGUGUCAGCACGUUGCAAUUGAUUUUAGUUUAUUUCCUUAUCGGUGUUUCUUCAACAUUUUUCUUACUGAUCAGAAGUCUACUUUUGGUUGCUUUGGGUCUUCAAUCAUCGAAGAAUUUAUUUUCACUGUUGAUGAACUCCCUCUUUCGUGCACCCAUGUCCUUUUAUGAUUCUACACCAUCAGGAAGGAUACUUAGUAGGGUCUCAUCUGAUCUGAGCAUUAUGGAUACUGACAUCCCAUUCAGCCUCACUUUUGCUGUGGCAGGAACUCUAGUAUUUUAUUCCAGUCUAACAGUUUUGGCAGUUGUCACUUGGCAAGUCUUGGUUCUUGCUAUUCCAAUGGUUUAUGUUGCAAUUUACUUGCAGCGAUACUACUUUGCGGUAGCAAAAGAAGUAAUGAGGAUAAAUGGCACAACAAAAUCCUCUAUAGCUAAUCAUGUAGCUGAAACUGUUGCUGGAGCUAUGACAAUAAGGGCUUUUAAGGAGGAGGCUCAUUCUUUUGAGAAGAACCUUUGUCUAAUUGAUUUAAAUGCUAGUGCUUUUUUCCAUAGUUUUGCUUCAAAUGAGUGGUUGAUCCAACGGUUAGAAACAAUCAGUGCAGUCGUUCUCACUGCUGCAGCACUUUGCAUAGUUAUGCUACCCUCUGGAACUUUCACCUCAGGAAUUAUUGGCAUGGCUCUAACUUAUGGCCUUUCACUAAACGGUGCCUUAAUAUUUUCAAUUCAAAAUCAAUGCACUCUUGCAAAUAACAUAAUAUCAGUAGAGAGGCUAAAUCAAUAUAUGCAUAUAGAAAGUGAAGCGGAAGAAAUAGUAGAAGAAAAUCGUUCUCCUUCGAAUUGGCCAGUUGCUGGCAAAGUAGAAAUAAAUGACUUGAAGAUUCGUUACAGACCUGACGGACCACUAGUACUUCACGGGAUCACAUGCACAUUCAAAGCAGGGCACAAGAUUGGUAUCGUCGGAAGAACAGGCAGCGGGAAAUCCACUCUUAUCAGUGCUUUAUUUCGUCUUGUGGAACCAGCAGGAGGAAAAAUUAUAGUCGAUGGAAUAGACAUAUCAUCUAUUGGUCUUCAUGAUUUGAGGUCACGUUUUGGUAUUAUACCUCAGGAGCCUACCCUUUUUAAUGGGACAGUAAGAUAUAAUUUGGACCCUUUAUCUCAACACACUGAUCAAGAGAUAUGGGAGGUUCUUGGGAAGUGUCAGUUGCGAGAAGUUGUCCAAGGAAAAGAAGAGGGUUUAAACUCAUCAGUUGUUGAAGAUGGAUCAAAUUGGAGCAUGGGACAAAGGCAGUUAUUUUGUUUGGGGCGUGUACUUUUGAGGCGAAGUAGGAUAUUGGUGUUGGACGAAGCAACUGCUUCAAUUGAUAAUUCUACUGAUCUUAUUCUGCAGAAAACCAUUAGGGCUGAGUUUGCAGAUUGUACGGUGAUCACAGUAGCACACAGGAUACCAACUGUAAUGGAUUGCACUAUGGUUCUUGCUAUAAGUGAUGGAAAACUAGCGGAGUAUGACGAGCCAACGAACUUGAUGAAGAGAGAAGAAUCAUUGUUCAGGAAGCUUGUCAAGGAAUACUGGUCAAAUUCUCAGUCUGCAGAAUCGAAUUAAUGCGAGCAAUGAUUUCAUUUAUUCCAGCAAUAUUUUGUCUUUUUUCCUCUCUUGUACAAGCAAUAAGUCCAGAAACUUAGUAGGAUGUAAAAUGUGUUAUGUUGUGAUACCUGAGAGAUGAGAAAGAAACGAGCGGACUGAAAAAAAAAUAAAAAAAGGUGAUCAAAUGUACCAUCUCUAGAAUGAUAUAUGAGCUUCAUUGAAA